Messenger RNA from Brassica napus (rape), 2355 nucleotides. RefSeq lists its product as uncharacterized. The coding region runs from base 657 to 1253 and encodes 198 amino acids. The record is from RefSeq and is a predicted model, not a curated record. The transcript has a single exon. Lineage: Eukaryota; Viridiplantae; Streptophyta; Magnoliopsida; Brassicales; Brassicaceae.
CACCAUGAAUCUAUUUUCUGACACAAUUCUUACCUUGGCUGUUCCAGGUUCUCCAAAAGCAUGGACAUUCUCGUCCUUCCAAGCCUGAAAUGUACAUGGUUUUGGCAAUUGAGUCACAUAAGGGUAAAUUACAAAUUUGAGCUUCUGUUGGGUAUAUUACACCUAAUCAUUUUUCUUAAAAUAUAUAUAUGAUACUAGAACUAAAUAGUCCUCCAUGUGCACCGACUACAACUUUUUAAUUAAAAGUGAUACGAAUUACGCCUAAUUAGAUACGCUACACCCGUUCCAGAUUUUCUGUAAUAAGAUUUUCAAUUUUCUUGACAUAAUUAUGAGUGUUAACUUUUUUUAAUCAUCGAAGAUUUUUUUGGAAAUCUUAUUUCUCCGAAUAGUCUUAAUUGUUUUAUUAAUUGAGUAUUAUCAAACGGAUAAGUACGUAUUGAUUUAGUUAUUUAUAAUUUAUUUGUCAGUUGUGAUCUUGUGAAGAUCUCUCUAUUCUGCCUAACCUAAAACCACUCAAUAACCCUAAUUCAGUCCCUAUCCCUAGUCCGUAUAUCUAAGGUAUAUAUAUAUAUAUAUAUAUAUAUGUAUAAUAAGCUACGAUAAAACCCAUAAAGAAAGGAAAAAUAGAAAGAGAGAAGAGAAAUAUAUAUUAUACGAUGGAGAAGACUGAAAUGAGUCGAAGAGAUGUGAUUGUAUGCCGAGAAAUAUGGUAUGUAAUGGCUAUACUCUCGCUCUUUGGCCUCUCCAUAUCACUCAAUCUUCUUUGGCCACCUGGGGCAAAGUCACCAGGAUCGUCUCCUUUCCUCAGGGACUGCGCAGUGAGUGCCACAACAUUCUAUGCAGUGACGGUACUCAGGUAUCUCUUAUUCACCGAUCCUCCUUCAACUAAUGGUUACAAGGAUUUUACUACAGAGAAAGAGAGGGUUCCUCAGCUUGUCUUUGCGGAGCUUGCGUUAUUGGCGUUAAUGACAUCUCCGUCAAUGUAUUCACUUUUGGUGGAUCAUGACGUAUUGUUAUACAUGUCGUUAUUCACCAUAUCGUUGUUCACUGGUGGGGUAGGUCUGAUUCAGCUAUCAGAUAAGUUUAGGAUGGAGAUGAAGAAUGCUUAUAUCACGCUUCUUUGCGGUUGGUUGUGUUGCCUUUUUGGCACUUAUAUUUUUAUUUAUCUCCCCAGUAUAAACGUGGCUAUGAUUCUUGCAGGAGUUUAUUGGUUGUUCUUCUUUUUUAUCAUUGUAUAUAAUUACCGCAGUUAGGAGCUCUCUACAAAUUCAGGGUUUCCACUCUUCCUGCUUAAUUCUCUUGCUUAAUUUUUUCUUAAUGGUAUUAGAGCCAUUAAAAUAAAGUAAUGGUAUUGUAAGUCCCAUAUAUAAGACUCCACGUUCUGAGUUUAAUGACAUGUUAACUUCUUGCUUUUACCAUUUAUUUUGAGAGCUAUUAAAAUUAGUCAUACAUAUCCUUAGUUAACUUGGACUAAUCAAAAGCCAUUCAUGACUUAUUGGAAAUUUUGCAAUUGUAAUCUAUAUAACAUCACCAUUAUCAAGAUGAAUACUUUACGAAUCAAGUACGGAUAACUUAAGAAGUACUAGCUGAGUAGCAAGUAAUUGUGUCCACUCCUAGUAAAAAUACCUUCCUUGGCUUGAAUAUUGGCUCUGACAUUGUCGACUGUGACACUGCUUUCGACCUCGAGAGUAAAUGUCUUUGUUAUAGGAGUUUUCACGAAGAUCAUUUACUAGGAUUUCUCUUAACGCGCCACCGAAAAGACGAACUUGAAACAGAAGUGGCUAAAUCAAAUAUCAUAUGAAUAAAUAGAUAUUCUCUGUGUUCCACUUCCACUUCCACAUGGCUUGAACGAUUACGUACUGACAAAACAUUUACAUAUCAUAAGGCAUAUUGUAAGACUCUAGCUACAUGCAUGUAUAUAAUCAGCAUUAAUAUUAAUUCGUUUUGGUCAGAAAAUUAGAAAUUUUAUAAACACCGUCUUUGCUAUAAUUAAAAAGGACUUUGAUGUUGGUAAUGCAGAUUAGUUAUCUUAAUCUCCCACAGGGGUAUUUGUAAAACAUCUUGGAGAUCUAUUGCGGUUAAUGGUAGAAACCAAGAAUUAUCUUUCUCAACCUUUGGUGUACAGGCUCUCUUGAAGUUAUCUUUGACUUUGCACGUUGCUACUGCAACCAUUGAGAGAUGUUUUUCAGGAAUGAAGAUCGUAAAGAUAGUAUGACGAAAUCGCAUCGGUGAUCAGUUUUUAAAUGAUUAUUUUAUUUGUUUUAUUGAAAAAAAUACUUGAAAAUGUAACCAAUGAAACUGUUAUAAAAAGGUUUCAAGCUAUGAUUGAGAGUAGAGUACAUUUGUAGGUUUUUU